Molecule: messenger RNA, 1201 nt
Organism: Notolabrus celidotus (New Zealand spotty)
Lineage: Eukaryota; Metazoa; Chordata; Actinopteri; Labriformes; Labridae
Gene: cltrn
Product: collectrin, amino acid transport regulator
Exons: 7
Coding region: 261-884 (207 amino acids)
Source: RefSeq, a predicted model, not a curated record
CCCAGCCCUCUUACUCCUGAUACAGUCUGUGUGUUUCUGUCUCCACAGGUGCCUGAUAGUGUAACACUGCCUGCUCUGUGCAGAGUAAACAAAGGCACAGCUCACUGCCUCUCUCACAUUAGCUGCUCUAUCUUGGAAGCUUGAACAAACAGUUGCCCUGCAGCUCGGCCACUUCCCAGUCUCCAUGUUUUACAGCGAGGCUGAGCUGCACGCCGUGUUUUAAAGAGGUGAGAUCAGUGUGUCUCUGGUUUCCUGAGGAGAUGUUGAAGACGGUCGUCCUCCUCUGUGUGUUGUCUGCUGUGGCAGAGCCGCUCUGUAGACCAGAUGCUUCAGUCAGCAACAAAGUGCGACUCAGCAUCAAAACUGCUCUUGGAGAUGAAGCCUAUGCGUGGGAUGACAACGAAAUGUUCUAUUUCCGAGCAACCGUGGCGUACGCCAUGAGGAGACAAAUCAUGGGACAGAUAUUCGAAGUGUCAGACAUCCUCGUAUGUAACGAGACUGCCAGAGUGUCCUUCUGGUUCGUGGUGACGAGACCGAACACAGGCGUCCUUGUGGGGAAAGAACACGUAAAUGAGGCUGUCAGAAAGCACAGGGAUCGCUUCAACAAUGCCUUCAUGCUGACGGAUGACACUCUGGAGUUUAUAGAUAUCCCCCCCAUCCUGACAGCCCCCUUCGAACCUGACACCCCUCCAUGGCUCAUUGUGUUCGGGGUGGUCAUGGGUGUUGUGUUCGCUGGCAUCAUCUUCCUCAUCGGGUCGUCUGUGGUCCAAACGAAGCGCAAAAAGAAACAGAAAACUGUGGGGGUCAAUGAAGAAAGCAACGCAGUAAACGAAGGCGCUUACAACAUGUCAUUCUCAGACGACGAGCAAUUCACACGGAUUUAAAAAUCAUCUUUAAAAACACUUCCACGAAAGAAAAGAAAGAGGACGGUGAAAGCUGCUCCAGGUGGACUCUGUUGCACUGAGAACAAUGAUUGUCAGGGUGUUGUUGAUUAUUAACAGCUUGUGAUAUUAAACAGUUUUAUACAUUUCCAUGAUUUCAUUGCUUUAGAGAGUGUCUUUAGCUUUUCUCACCUGCUGCCUCAGAAGGAAACAAACAUGUGCAGCUUUGCAGUAGAGGAAAGUUUUCCUGCUUAUGUGUAAAAAUUUUCUGCUUAACAGGAUGAUGAAUUAAAGAUCCCCUGUGUGAGGAUUUUAAUGAA